Polyodon spathula (Mississippi paddlefish) is the source of this 2882-nucleotide messenger RNA. RefSeq names its product Tnf receptor-associated factor 5 (gene traf5). The record is from RefSeq and is a predicted model, not a curated record. Gene Ontology annotation, cellular component: plasma membrane signaling receptor complex. Gene Ontology annotation, molecular function: zinc ion binding; thioesterase binding. Bases 216 to 1904 code for a protein of 562 amino acids. The transcript is spliced from 11 exons. Gene Ontology annotation, biological process: positive regulation of JNK cascade; protein K63-linked ubiquitination; regulation of canonical NF-kappaB signal transduction. NCBI's taxonomy places the organism in Eukaryota, Metazoa, Chordata, Actinopteri, Acipenseriformes, Polyodontidae.
CCUCACACCGUGCCAUAUACUUGUUUAUACUUCAUCCCUUUUCUUGCCGCAAUAUGUAAAGCGAACACCCUUGUCACUGUGACAGUCAAAAAAGGCGCCCCGCGUCUGGGAUGAAUAACCCGUGUGCUCUAUAAUAAAUCCAUAGUCCAGCGUAUUCUUGGAGGCUGUCCAGUGGUGUACUGAGCGUGAAGGAGAAUAAAAAAAAACAAGGGACAAUGGCAUUGAAUGAUCGCCCCAGUUCAAAUAUGGGUGGAAUUUCACGACAGAACUCCAGUGCAGCUAUUUCCACUGAAUUCGACUUUUUGGUCAGAAUGAAUUUCCAGUUUGUGGAGAAGCUAGAUGAACAGUACAUAUGUCCCAGUUGUCGCCAAGUCGUCCUCAAUCCUCACCAGACAAGCUGCGGACACAUAUUUUGCUACCAGUGCAUUACAACUUUUUUGGAAUGCACCUCUGCUCCAACAUGUCCUGUUGAUAAUGAGCUGAUAAAAUCAAAUGAGGUCUUUCAGGACAAUUGUUGUAAAAGAGAAGUGUUAAACUUAGAAAUAUACUGCACAAAUUCUCCUGACUGCAGUUCAAAGGUGACAUUAUGCCGUUUAAAGGACCAUCUUGAACAGUGCCAGUAUGAAUCCCUGCAGUGCACACACACAGGAUGCACUGACAGGAUGUUCAGAAAGGACUUAAAGGAACACUUGAAGAAUAUUUGUAAAUAUAGACUGGAACCUUGUCCACACUGUCAGACCUGUCUAGUGUUAAUUCAUUUGAAGAACCAUGAAGAAACUCAGUGUCCAGAAUAUCUAAUACCCUGUCCCAAUGCAUGCACCCAAAUAAUGAAAAGACAAGAGCUCAAAGAACACUUCCAUGAAUGCCCAGAAAUUCCAAUAGAAUGCAUGUACAAGAAGUAUGGCUGCUCUGUCAGGGAUAAACGAGUUAAAGUUCGGGCUCAUGAGGACAUGGCUUUGAAGGACCACCUGCUCCUUGUUUUAGAAAGUAACUCAAAAUUGGAAAAACAGAUUGCUGAUCUACAGGUGACAUUACAUUUAAAACACCAGGAAAUCCAAGAAUUAACAAUAGUUGUUAACAAACUGGAGAAUGAAAUCAAACCUUUAAUGCAGCAGGUCUCUAAAACUGACAACACGCUCUCUAAUGUUCAGAAAUCUCUUGAAGAUCAGAAAGACAGAGUAUCCAGUGUCCAGAUACAGCUGCAGCAGUUAACCAGGGCAUUCAACCAGGAUCCAAGCCCCUCAGAGCUGGGGCUGCUCAAACAUUCUGUGGGCAGCCUGAAGCAGGAAGUCUCAGUUGUUGAAUCACUGAAAGAUCAUUUGGCAUCCUUGGAAGUCCAGUACACUCGCCAUUCUGGACUAUUAAACAUUCAUGUUCAACAGCUCAGUUUAAACGAGGAAAGAUUCCGUCAGUUGGAAGCCAUGUCCUACAACGGGAAACUCAUCUGGAAGAUCCAGGAUUAUAAGAAGAAGAAGAAGGAAGCUGUGGAAGGGCGCGUUCUUUCAAUUUUCAGCCAGGUGUUUUACACAAGCCGCAAUGGCUACAGGCUGUGUGCGAGGGCGUACCUGAAUGGAGAUGGCACUGGUAAAGGGACUCACCUGUCUCUCUAUGUUGUGGUAAUGAGGGGUGAAUUCGACUCGCUCCUGCCUUGGCCUUUCGAGCAGACAGUGACACUGAUGAUUCUAGAUCAGAGCGGGGCCAAAAAUGAUGUUGUGGAUGUCUUUAAACCUGACCUGAACAGCAACAGCUUCAAGAGGCCAGCCACUGAAAUGAACGUGGCUUCCGGCUUCCCUUGCUUUGUAACCCAUACUGCGCUGGAGACUCCAAAAAAUGCAAUUUACGUAAAAGACGAAACUUUGUUUGUUAAAGUAAAGGUGGACUUAACUGGACUGGAGGAGCUAUAGUAGUAGCAAAGAAAUAUUUGCAAACUUGAGUGAAACGACUAAAAUACCAGCUAUUUUUGCAUUAAAAAAAAAAGUAUUUUUUUGGAUCCAUUUUAGAAAUACAUGUAGCAAUUCAAAUGCAUUGUCGUGAUUUCAACAGCUGUUUUACAAAUUUUUAUUUUUUUUUACUGAUAUUUUACUGAUACCGUUUUUAUGUGUGACAAAAUAUUUUUGGUUUAUUUAUUACGACAAUAAGAUAAUUAUCAAUAAUUACAGGUCUUGUAGCACAAAAUAGUCUAUUUCAGUUAAAAAAAAAAAAAAACUAGCUACAAUAUACAAUGUAAACUGAGUUUGUGGACAGGUUCUGUUUUGGACAGGCAAUUCUCUUUCUCUAAUUAAAACAUGAAUUCACUAGCACUGUGAAUUUGAUACAUUCAGUACUGUAUAGUACAGGUACAGUCAUGUCAUGGGAGCACAGUGUAAGGGGAAGUGUAUAUGUUGGUAUUCUUUUCUUUCCAAAACCCCUGUCCUUAUUAGACCUGUUGGGAAGGAAAGUACUACAUAUUAUGACAUUUUACUUUGUUUUCUGUUUUUAAAGCUUCUUGUAGACCAUAAAUAGGAAUUGGUUAUCUGUCUUUUAAAACAAACUUGAGACCUAACAACUUAUAGAUAGAAACACUCUAAAAAUGUAUGUUUUUUUAAAUUUAGUAAAUCCAGCCAGUUGUGUUGUUGUCAGCCUUAACCUAGUUUUUCUUCUCUGUUGUGUCUUUGUUGUGCAGUAACUCAUGAAUGUGUUGAUUUGCAUGUGUGUGGAGGGGUUUGUGCUUUAGAAAUCAAAUUAGUGUGAUGGGGGAGACAUCAACUCUCAAUUUACUUAUCAUAUCACUGUUCUCAUCACUUCUCCCAUCUAGCACACAGGAAGAAGUGUAAAGCCUCUUUCACACUGGCAUGCUCUAACUGGGUCAGAACCUACCCGGGUCAGGACCCGGUGUCAUGCGG